Pseudovirgaria hyperparasitica is the source of this 3520-nucleotide messenger RNA. RefSeq lists its product as uncharacterized. Gene Ontology annotation, molecular function: rDNA binding; transcription factor binding. Gene Ontology annotation, biological process: regulation of DNA-templated transcription. Gene Ontology annotation, cellular component: nucleolus. The transcript has 4 exons. Bases 39 to 3113 code for a protein of 1024 amino acids. The record is from RefSeq and is a predicted model, not a curated record. NCBI's taxonomy places the organism in Eukaryota, Fungi, Ascomycota, Dothideomycetes, Acrospermales, Acrospermaceae.
ACACAAGCAGACAAUCUUUUAUUGUCCCGUGACCGACCAUGGGUACUAAGAGAAAGCAGAACGCUGAUACUGAAAAGCCUGCUGGGAAUCUUUCGGAGAAAAGACAAAAGAAAGCCCAUCAAAAUGGCCACGCAGAAUCUUCAGCCCGGCCAGCUGUGAAUGGAUCAGCAGCGCCAGGGAAGAAGAAGUCGGUUUACUCGGAAGCUGACGCGGAGCUAGCGAAUCUACUUGACAAUCUGGCAUCUGAAGAUUCAGAGACACGUCUGAAAGCUGCCAAGGAUUUGUUACGACUAGUUGAUACGAAGACUCAAAACGAUAACGCACUCAUAGAGAAGGUCCUACGGCGAUUGACGAGAGGACUGGGUAGCAAUAGAAAAUCUGCCCGCAUUGGUUUCUCGCUCGUUCUGACGGAAUUGGUGUCACAACUUUAUGGGUCCGUGGAAACUACGCAGGCUGAAGUGCCUUGGAAUCUUAGCGAAUUCAUUCGCUUUGUCGUAAAUCAGACAAGCCCAACUGGAGAUGGAGAGAACAAGGAAGAAAAACAGUCUCUUCUUCUAGGCCAAGCGUUCGGCCUCUCAGCAAUUCUGCAAUCCUCCGCGGCCAUCUCUUUGGAGCACUGGUCAGCGAUAUUGGAAUAUGCGUUUGAGAUUGCAAAGACUACUCCGAAUCUUCGCGAAAAUGCGGGUCUGAUGCUCUGUGAUGCUGCAAAGAACUUCGACAAAGUGAAGGACCCGAGCCCGUACAUUCAGAAACUAAUGGAAGGUAUGAACGCGAAUGAUAUGCUCAAGACGCCUGAGGGUGUUGCGAUAUGGAUAGCGUAUAAGUCAAAGUUUGGCGAUUCCGAAUUGCCACCGAAUAUUUGGCAUGAGAAUGAUCCCCUCUGCUCCAAGGAGCGACACACACUAGCUCAAGUUAUGCGCGAAAACUUCAAAGACACUGUCGAAAAAGUCUCUGCCAAUGGAAGUCAAAAGAAGACCCAAUCUGGAUACGCACGAUCUGCACCUAGCUUCGCCUGGGACGUCGUGCUGAUGUCUGCAUUGAGCGUCAUGGACGAGGUAGAGUUCAAAAAGUUCUGGAAACAAAUCGUAGAUCAGAACAUGUUCACAAAUACUUCGACACCUAAACGAAAGUCCUGUGGUCUACAGAUAUUCAUGAACAUGCUCAAGACAGCGCCAGUGUCAUCUCUUAAGGCGAUCUUCAGUCCCAAUCUUAUGCGUUGUAUCAUCAACCAGUGCCAGGAGCCUGACAGGAUGUUACACGCCGCUGCAAAAUCAGCACUGAAGGAAGUGUCCUCAAGAGUGCAUAGGGAGCCCGAGUCUGCCCGCAUUAUUGUACCUGAAUUGAUGACACACAACGGAUCUUUGGAUUUCGACAGAGUGACCAAGUCCAAGACCGUUGAAAACUGUCUCAAGCAUGCAGACCAUGGCACUUUGUCCGAGACCACGGAAUUUCUGGAGUCGAAAAUUGUAAAGCCGGCUGCAGAGGAAGCAACAGAGGCUGAAACACAACGCCAUAUUGCCGGAGACUUGCUGCUGAACAUCAUUCGGCAACGAACGAAGCCGGACUUUGAAGAAGUUGAGCCUAUGGACUCGUGGUAUCUCAAGACCCUUCAAGUGUUGGCAAAGUUUGCGUACUUUCGACCGAGUGAAACUGCCACAAAGCAUCUGCCGUCACCACCACUCGUGGAUGCUGACCGUUCUCUGUUGAAGGACAGAACAUUGUCAUGCUUGACACAUCUGAUCUCUCAGGGGGUCACUAAUGUUGGGACGAUAGCUUUCCAACUCGUUGCAUUCAUCUCGCGCACAGCAGAGGAUGAGAAACAGGAGUUCAUCUUUCAGGCGAGCAAAGAUAUCACAAAGAGUCUGAAGAAGGCUCACAAGAUGCUGAAAAAUAUCGACAAAGAAAGCCGUAAGGCGAAAGGAGGGGCUUCAGCCAGCAGUCUCAAUGCGUUGAAGCUUCUUGGAUCGAUGUCAGUACUGCAAGUGUACAACGGCGAUCCCGACGCUGUAUCGAUAUUGGACGAACUUAAACAGUGUUACGAGUCUAUAACAGAAGGUGCCAACGCGACCUCGGAUGGAUUCGAUGUGCUCUUCGAGCUCAUACUCAGCUUUGCCGCGCGCCCAUCCGCCCUAUCACGCAGUCUGUCCGAACAAGUCUUCUCUGCCUUUGCGGCAGACCUAACCCCCCAGUCCCUUGCAUCCAUGACCGCCAUCCUCGACACCAGCGAGACUGUCAGCGGCCAGAAAGAGCUCUUCCAGCAAGACGCAUCCGACAUGGACGACGAAGCCUCAGAUUCCGACGCCGCCUCUAUCGAUGGUGCCGCCGCCUCCGAUGUCGAAAUGCUCUCCGACAACGACGACGCCCAAUCCUCCGACUCCGCCGUCUCCGCCUCUGACGACGACGACGACAACGAAGACGAAGCCGCCGAAUUCAACCGCAAAUUCGCCCUCGCCCUCGGCACAACCCCCUUCGACCCCAACCGCUCACGCUCCGCAUCCCCAGCCUCCUCAGCAUCCUCCCUCGACUCAGACGCCAUGCUCGCCACCGACGCCGCCCUCAGCUCCAUCUUCGCCCAGCGCGCCAAAGCAGCCGGCCCAACAGCCAAACCCGCCCGCCAACGCCGCGACGCCCGCGCCACAGUCCUCAACUUCAAAAACCGCGUCCUCGACCUCCUCCUCCUCUUCGUCAAGCGCGAACGCAGCAGCCCGCUCGCCCUCGCCCUCAUCCCCUCCCUCCUCCGCUGCAUCCGCUCCACGAGCAGCCCCCAGCUCAGCAACAAAGCCUUCACCCUUCUCAAGACCUAUGCCGACGGCGCGAAAGGCCGCAACCAGCCCGUCGUCGACACCCAAGACGCCAAAGCAGGCUUACUCGCCGUCCACGCCGCGGUCCGCCGACCUGGUGACGCUGGCGCCGGCGUCGCUGCCCGCUGGCUCAAGGCGUGUAGUCUCGCCAGUCUGCUGUUUUGCCGCUUGUUGGUCGCCAAGGGCGUGCAGUUUCGCGAGGAGGUUGCGAUGGUGUACUUGCAGACUAUGCUGCAGGGGAAGCCCCGCGUGGCGCCGAGUUUCUAUCAUGAGUUUGAUAACUGGAUGCUGAGUCUUGAGGUUGUCGUGUGAGUUGGGGUGAGGGAGGGGGGGCUGGAAUUUGCUCUGGCACGCAGAGUAAGGCAAGGCAAGGCAAGGCAAGGCAAGGCAAGGCAGGGCAAGGCAAGCAAGCAAGUGAGUUAGUGAGUGAAUAAGUGUCUAGGGGGGUGGGAGAAUGGUUGGUUCAUGCAUGUACAGUUAUAUCUCAAGUUGUUAGAAAAAGUGAGAGCAUGUGAUGUCCGUCCGUGCAGAUCUGUAAUCAUAGCAAACCUACAAAUCUUGUCUUCACUCCGCACAAUUAGCGGUUUUGUUGGUUGAUUACAGGAUGUGUGGCUAGCUUUGCUGUGCGAUCUACCCGUUUCACAAAGUCAGUCGUAAGAUGUUUAAUAGCCCGCAAGUUCAGUUCCGUUCAGCUUGCAUAGCUAUUCUAACCAUCAUGG